UACAGUCCCCAGCAUGCCCCGCGGCGGCCGAGGGGACCACAUGACCGCGCCUCUCCCAUGAGGCGGUCACAUGAACUAGGGGAAAAUGGCUGCGUUGACUGCAGAAAACUUUGGGGCUCUCCAGAGCCUGCUGAAGGCUUCCUCAAAAGACGUUGUCAGACAACUAUGCCAACAGAGCUUUUCCAGUUCAGCCCUCGGCUCGAAAGAACUGCUGGAUACCACGUGUUCCAGCUUGUCGGUGACCCAGGAGGAGGCAGAGCAACUGCUCCAGGCCCUGCACCGCCUCACCAGGCUGGCAGUGUUCUGGGACCUGUCCACCCCCGAGGCCGUGCUGGCUCUCUUUCCUGCAAAUUUCCACCAGAAUCUCAAAAACCUGCUGACAAAAAUCAUCCUAGAAAACAUAUCUACGUGGCGAGCAGAAGCCCAGGCUAACCUGAUCUCUCUGCCGCGCCUGGUGGACCUGGACUGGAGAGUGGACAUCAAAACCGCCUCCGACAGCAUCAGCCGCAUGGUGGUGCCCACCUGCCUGCUCCAGAUGAAGAUCAAGGAAGACCCCAGUCUGUGCGGGGACCGCCCCUCCGUCUCCGCCGUCACCAUGGAGCUGAGCAAGGAAACGCUGGACACUAUGUUAGACGGGCUGGGCCGCAUCCGGGACCAGCUUUCUGCCGUGGCCAACAAAUGACCCUGCCGGCUGCCGGCCCCACUGCCCAUGCCCCGGCUGCUGCCAGCGAUGGAGCAUCUCCCGACUGGACUGACACCAGCAACUCCACUAACACCAGCGGGCUGCCCUGGU
Messenger RNA from Pipistrellus kuhlii (Kuhl's pipistrelle), 793 nucleotides. RefSeq names its product COMM domain containing 9 (gene COMMD9). Bases 86 to 682 code for a protein of 198 amino acids. Lineage: Eukaryota; Metazoa; Chordata; Mammalia; Chiroptera; Vespertilionidae. The transcript has 6 exons. The record is from RefSeq and is a predicted model, not a curated record.